AUGGAGUCGACGGCAACCACAACACUGGCAGCGAAUGACACUUCGAGCACAACUCCCAACAGCACAUCUCCUAUUGUGGAUACGGGACAGACCGGACAGACCGGUCGCACACCACUCAUGUCGCCCGUGAAGGCUCUCAACUACAGCAACAAAUGUCCGCAAAAGGAGACGGCAUUGGAAUCGCCGCUAACUAUAACUAACGCCAUAUCGAAGCCGAGCGGUGGAGACGCCGAAAGUGUGAGUUCAUUGAGUGAUGUCGAGAAUUUCACGGGUAAAAUAGUGUACAAUCCCGACGGCUCGGCCUAUAUUAUCGAGGGUAGCGCCGACUCCGAGGCCAGUGAUGUGGAGGCGGAGAUCAGCCAAGAGGGCAGUAUUAUAGACGCGCGCGGAAUGACACCGCCGUACGGGCGAAGUAGUGUUGCCUUUCCGCAGGUGGUGUCCGCCUUUCAUAUAUCCCGGAGUUCAGCGGCCGCUCUAUACAGUGCUCUCUACGGUCAGGCCUAUCAAAACAUUCUACAAGAAAAUCAAGUUCCUGUUCCUGAAGUACCAAUUAUGCACUCAUACCGGGUCUUCACUCUGAGGGACGGCUUCAACGCCAACUGCGCCGACAGUGUCUCCAACCAGAAGGAUAUGAUGAGUCCGUUAGACAAAGACAACAACAACACACUGAACGCUCGGCCCAACCAAAUGAACCAUUCGGAGAGUUCGGCGGCGAACAGUGCGAGUAGUUGUCAGACAGUGCCCGUCAAACCCAUUCUCAUGUGCUUUAUAUGUAAACUAUCGUUCGGUUACUCCAAGUCAUUCAUCGCUCACUCAAUACAAGAGCACAACAUUGCGCUCAACGACGAGGAGAAGCGCGUCCUCUCACACAAGAACACGUCGGCCAUCAUUCAGGGCGUCGGCAAAGACAAGGAACCGCUCCUGUCUUUCCUGGAGCCCAAACCUCGGGCGCCGACACUCAACCAAAACGAAAUGCCACAGCAAUUGCAGCAACACUUUGAAGCACAACAGCGUCUAUUGGUGGCGGCGGCCACUGCUCUGAGACAACAAAGUUCCUCCGCUUCGACCACAAGUGCUGGUCAGUCGACAACCACACCGGCUAUGAGAAUGGCGUCACUCAGUACGGACUCUAUGGUCUCGUCGCUCACCAGUCCAGUCACUUCCGCGCCGGACAUUAAACCAUUUGAAUCUCAUUCCUCCGCUUUAAGCUUUGUUCUGCCAAAGAAUGGUUCGGACCAUCAGUACGACCCGACAGACCCCGCGAUGGCCUCAACGCCGACGCCUGAAGCGGACAAUUCGUUUGCUCCAGAAUUGGCUGAUUUGGCGAAUCUGGAGAAGAUAGCGAAGGCGGCGGCGGCCGCAGCACAACAGCAACAGAUGGAACAGAUGUCUCAAUUGGCAGCCCUUCAGCACCGGUCGCCCUCUCCUUCCAAACAGACGCCCCCAACCGCGCCGUCGCCUAAGAGUCCCAUCGCGUCGUCGACCACACCAUCGCUGCCACAGCCGUACCACUCGUCCGGCAGUCCGACCAACGCGUCGCCGCUCUUGUGUUCACAACAUCCGGACGGUAAGUGCGAUGGCCUGUCGUUAGGCGCGAAGUGUGAUCUAAUGGUUGGUUGUGUGCGUCCCACAGGUGGCCAUAUGACCAUGAUGCAUUCUCGCAACUCGUGCAAGACGCUCAAGUGUCCCAAAUGCAACUGGCAUUACAAAUAUCAGGAGACACUCGAGAUCCACAUGAAGGAGAAACACCCCGAGAACGAGAUGAACUGCAUCUACUGUCUGGCCAAUCAGCCCCACCCCCGACUGGCCCGCGGCGAGACCUAUACGUGCGGUUAUAAGCCCUACCGCUGCGAAGUGUGUAACUACUCGACCACUACUAAAGGCAACCUUUCAAUACAUAUGCAAUCAGACAAACACAUCAAUAAUGUACAGGAGUUGCAAAACGGCAACAUUCCGGCCGAACAUCUGCUCCAAUCGCAAGCCUUGGCACAGGCCGUCGCCUCAGCCACUGGUGGCGUCCAAUCAACUACUACUUCAGUUCCUACGACGACGACCAGCGCGUCGAUCACUACAUCGCCGGCACCGAUGCCGACAACACCGGUGGCCGACAAGUCGCCCAAAGUGCCGACACAACACACGCCCCAAACUCCCACCAGCGCUCAGGCGGGGGGCCCUCCGGCCAAACAGAAGGCCACGUGGAGGUGCGAUGUCUGCAACUAUGAGACUAAUGUCGCCCGAAAUCUCAGGAUUCACAUGACGAGUGAGAAACACACCCAUAAUCUCAUGGUUUUGAAGCAAAACGUGUCGCAUAUGCAGCAGUUGUCGGCAUUACAACAGGCGGGUAUGCUUACGCCCGAACAGCUGUUCCAAUUCCACCCUGGUAUAUUCGCGGCCGCCGCCGGGCUCGCGUCCGGACAGCCCACCGGACCCAACGACAACCUGCAACCCGAGGCGGCGCUCGCGGACAUGGCCUACAAUCACGCGCUGCUAAUGAUGGCCAGUCAACAGCAACAGCAGCGCGCGAUGGCCGCCGCUAUUAUGCAACAGCAACACCAACAACAACAACACCAACAGAGCCCGAGUCCGGGCAAUAAGUCUCCGGUCGCGCGUAUGAGUGGAUCGGGAUGUCAGCCGACGUACGACAUCGAGCAUCCGGACCCGUCUCUCGGCUUACAUAACGUUCCCUACGACGACACGUGCCGUCUCUUUCAAUGUUGUGUUUGUGCGCUGUAUUCGAGUGACUCGAUUGAAGGGCUGAGUCAACACAUCCAAUGUGACCGAACCCGACAGCGGGAGGAGGAGGUGUUGAUGGCUGUCGGCGGCUCUUAUAUCUGCAAACUGUGUUCCUAUAAGACUAAUUUGAAGGCCAACUUUCAACUGCAUUGCAAAACCGAUAAGCAUUUACAGCGAUUACAACACGUGAAUCACAUCAAAGAAGGCGGCGGUCAGUCCGAGUGGAAGCUGAAGUACGUGAACGUCUCCAAUCCGGUUCAGGUUCGCUGCAAUGUUUGUGAUUACUAUACAAAUUCCAUACAUAAACUACAACUACAUUGUGCUAACCCGCGACACGACGCCUGUUCCCGAGUCUUCCUUCACUUACAACUCGCCGAGACUCUGGUCAACACCGGAGGAGUGAAGUACUACUUUUGUGCCCUCUGUGCCCAUCCCUCGCGCACUAAGAUAUCGCUCGUCCAACACAUCAACUCUAUUAAACACAUCCGAAACGAAAGCCUCCGACAACUGAAACAACAACAGAGCGGCUCAUUAGGCAUGAAAGACGCUGAGGAAGAGAUCCGCGAAUUAUUUCAGGUCAAAGAGUUGGGUCCCAACGAAAAGGUCGUCUUUGAAAGCGGUAAGCAAUCGAGAAUCGAUUUUAACAACAAUUCAAACGACGAUAUCUCCGGCUCUCCGCCAUUGGGAUCGGCUAUCGAGUCGAGCGACUCGAUGCUGAAGAAUGCGCUUCUGGAACAGCAGGCAGUGAUGGCACAAAUGGCCGCCAAAAUGAGUAACGAUGGCGGAGGAGAAGUGGUGCACAACUGUCCCUAUUGUACAUACAGUCACACCAAUGAAAUGAGAAUCCAAAUGCAUAUCGUGUCCACACAUUCCAAGCAAACACAGAGGAGUCACUCGACAACACCGCCGACCCCUACGGCCGCCACAACCGAACACACAGUGACGACAAUGACGUGUCCGCUCUGUGGCGAGGCUUUCAAAGAGAAGACUCGACUCAAGACUCACUUAAUAGACAUCCAUUCUGUCAAACAGGAAGGACUCGACAAACUCAUGCUUUUAGUGGACACCACAGAACAGGUGAACGCAAAGCCCAAACACACGGCGCGACACAUCUCUCCUCAAUGGUCUCCCAAUGAAGAGGAUUCAGACCAAAGAGAAAUGGACGCCAAAAGUGAUUAUUCCGGUGACAGCGGUUCCAAGCAUUGCGACGACGAACUCAUGGACACCGGUGUCUUCGCGGAGACCCUUCACUGUCCCGGUUGUCCCAAAAUAUUCCUAACUCUCGACGAAUUAUUUACUCAUAUUAAUAGUGAGGGACACCUGAAGCUGACCACUGAUGGGUCACCCAAUGCCAGAACCGGUGCCGCAAUCGGUAACUCCAACAGUGGAUACAAGUGCUGGAAAGCCGGUUGCGGACAGAUAUUCAAGACUAUAAGUGCCACUCAAUUGCAUUUCAAAGAACAGCACGCAUUGAAAACGAGCCAAAUGUCGGGCACAACGGUCUCCGACCGACACGUCUAUAAGUAUCGGUGCUCUCAAUGCAGUCUCGCAUUCAAGACCAUUGAGAAACUGCAGCUCCACUCGCAGUACCACAUGAUUCGCGCGGCCACUCAAUGCGUUCUCUGCGGCCGUAACUUCCGGUCAGUGGAAGCGCUGCACAAACACGUGGAGACCAGUCAUACGGAGAUGAGUGAGGAAGAGCUCGAACAAUACAAAUCCAGUUUAGUCAACAACCCUUUGCUCAUCACUGGUCGCAACGGCGCCGGCAUUCUUGACCCCCAAACCACUCAACUCUUGAAGAAUGAGUCCAAUCGUAUGGACGACUCCAUCGAUGACGAGGCCAUGGAUUUAGUGAUGGGAAACGCGAACGACGAGAUGGACGAAGACAUGACAGACAUGAGCGACAAUCGCGAGGGAAUGGUUGGCCCGCAAGCGGCCAACUCUUUGGAGGACUUCCUGAACUCGCAGGCGGUGGCGGAGGACAGCUAUAACGACCCGACGCGCAAAUACAAGUGCCAUCGCUGUCGCGUCGCCUUCACGAGACAGAGUUAUCUCACGUCUCAUAACAAAACACUUUUGCACCGAAAGGGAGAGAAACUGAGUUAUCCUAUGGAGAAGUAUUUGGAUCCGAACCGUCCGUAUAAAUGCGAUAUCUGUAAGGAAUCAUUCACUCAGAAGAACAUACUAUUAGUUCACUACAACUCUGUCUCGCAUUUGCAUAAAUUGAAGCAAACCAUGAAAGAGAACUCCACUCUCACUAACACUCAGACCACAAACACUCUCACCUCGAGUCCGGCCAUCGGCUCGAAUGUGACCAACAAUUCAAACCCCAUUAUGAGUGCGACGCCGACGGAGAGCGCGACUCAGCCGCCGGUGACCACACUUUCGCAGUCAUCCAACGCUAACAAUAGCGCCGAUCUGGAGAAGAAGCCCUACCGCUGCAACAUUUGUAAAGUUGCCUACAAUUUGGGCACAACUCUCGAUAUACACGUGCGUUCAGUCCUACACCAGACCAGAGCCUCCAAACUGCACGACUUGGCGCUCACGGGUCAGAUCGAUCUCAGCGUUCCUCUCAUCGAACGACCGGACAAUACGAGUGAGACUGCGGUGACGAUGAGUACGCCGAGCGCUCCCAACUCAGGCAUUCCCAGCGCUUCGGCCACUUCUUCGCCGCCAAAGAUGAGCGCCGAUGUGGCGAAGCGGACGGCGAGCACACCGUCGCCGAGCACUACACCCAACAAACAACUACACGACACCAUAAUGUCGCUCAAUCUGUCGGACCCGCAACAGGCGGCUGUCUUACAACAGGCGGCCCUCAAUCUGGCGAUGAGUGCCGGAAACAACGGCCACAACCUAUUGAUGGGUUCGUCUCCAUUCCAGUGCCAAAGAUGCGGGUCAGCUUUUAUCUCACAAGAAGCGCAACUACAACACCAACAGCUCUGCUGUCUAUUCAAUACUCCUUCACAUAAUACUAGCGCUCAGAAUAUCAAUAAACAGUCGGCUAUUAAUCAACUGAGAAGUCAAUCGCCUCCUCAGCCCAACUCCGAGCCAACUAAUGCUCCCAUAACUCAGUCGACUCUCGCAUCCAAUAACUCCGGUGCGAGAAGUGCUCCCAAAUUCUCGAGUUAUGCUCCCGUCUGUCGAUCCAAACCUCCUCUCUAUAAGCACUUACUCGAGACCUGGGGUUUUGAGAUCGUUAUGCAAUUCAAUGAAUGCCACCAAAAGAGAGUCAGAAAAGACAACAACGACUCGACUGACAAAACCAAGAAAGACAUUGAUCUCAACGCCAACCCUAACCCCAAUACCACCUCAACGCCGACCACCGCUGACACCAAAGAGCUUAAGCCCAUCGAAGGCAUCGCCGAUAGUGAGGCCAAUAAGACUGAGGCAAACGAAUCGGAGAUCAGAAAACAAGACUUGAAAAACAAUUUGCCGGAAAUUAAUCGAUCGAAAUGUGAUAAAUGCAGUAAAGAGUUCUCAUCCAUUUGGGUGCUGAAGGCUCACAGAGAGGAGAUCCACAAAGACGUCGUCCCUCUCGAUGUGGUCGAGAACUUUGCCGACGAAUACCGAACCGAAUACGACAGGAAGUGUGCCCUCGAAGACGACAACGAGUGCUCAACCGAUCAAAUGAAUGCCAACGCAAACGAAAUGCAACAACAAAUAGCUUCGGGCUCUAACGCCGGCCCUUCAAACUCACCGCCUCUGGCUAUGGCUGGCAAUGGUAUGCUUAACAACGGACAGAACGCGUCGCAGGCAGACAUGGCUGCGGCCAAUCAAAUGGCAGCACAUCUUCAGUUCAGCCAACUGUUGAUGAGUAUGGGUUUGGCGGGAAUGGGAAUGCCUAUGAAUAUGGGUAUGAAUAUGAACAUGAAUAUGAAUAUGCCGUUCGCCGCCGCGGCCGCUAUGGGUCUGCACCCACCGCUCAUACCAGUGAUGAUGGGCUCGCAUAUGGACCCAAUGAUGGCGGCCUUCAACCAUCCCGGGGCCGCAGCGAUGGUCAAUCCGUCGGCCUCGCCGUCGGUGUCGGCCGCGAGUCCGAUGCCGAACGCGGACCAGAACUUCUUUGCCGCCCAACAGAAGCUUAUGGCACAACAACAGCAACAGUUGAACGCCGCACAGAAUCAGAAGAGAGCGCGAACUCGUAUUAGUGACGAACAGCUCAAAGUUUUGCGACAAUAUUUCGACAUUAAUAACUCUCCCACUGAAGAGCAACUGUUGGAGAUGUCCGAGAAGUCAGGUCUGCCGCUCAAAGUGAUCAAACACUGGUUCAGAAACACACUGUUUAAGGAGAGACAGCGCAAUAAAGACAGUCCCUAUAACUUCAAUAACCCGCCGCAGACUUUCCUCAAUCUCGAGGAAUACGAGAAAACGGGAGAAACAAAAAUGAUGUCUUUGACUGACAUUAAGAAAGAGACCGAAAAUGAAGCGAAAGACAGUGCCGUCGAAAGUGAGGGCGAGAAAUGGACGGCCAAUACGGCGCCCGACAUGAAGAGCUCGUCGUCCAGAUUAGAUACGGACAAAGACACGGAUUACGCCACUUCUGAUGACGAGAUGAUUGACACCAAAAAGGCAAGAGAUGUCAUUUUAACCAAAAGCGAACAACAAAUUCAGGAGAAGUUUGAGAGCCAUAUAUUGCAGCUCCAAAAGCAACAGUCACUUCAACAUCAAAUCCAAUUACAACAACAACAACAGGAGUUUGAAAUGACCAAAGCUUUGCUCAACGCCAGUGCUCACAGCCCUCACACAUCCGAGUCGUCGAUGAGCUCACAAUCGGCGGCCGAUAUGAGCGCCGCCUCUCUCUUCUCAAGUUUGCCGGGAUUUGCGGCCUCUCUCUCACAGCCGCUGGGAUCGGGUCUUCAGAUGGCACUCGACGCCGCCCACAGGUCUCAGAUGUCGGCCUCCAACUCAAACACACCGAACCCCACGGGAAACGGCAACUCUAAUAGUGGCGGAUCUUCUGGUAAGAGGGCUAACAGAACCCGAUUUACUGAUUAUCAGAUCAAAGUAUUGCAAGAAUUCUUUGAGUCAAACGCAUACCCAAAAGACGAUGAUUUAGAGUAUUUGUCAAAACUCUUGAAUCUGAGUCCAAGAGUUAUUGUUGUUUGGUUUCAAAACGCGCGACAAAAAGCAAGAAAAGUGUACGAAAACCAACCGCCAGUCCCUCAGGAAGACGACGGUUCGGGACGUUUCCAGCGAACGCCGGGUCUUAACUAUCAGUGCAAAAAAUGUAUGCAAGUUUUCCAACGCUAUUACGAACUCAUUAAACACCAAAAGAGCGCCUGUUUUAAGGAUGAGAACCCAUUGGCCGCUCAGUUAAGAGCUGCGGCCGAAUCGCGCGCUCAGUCCACGUCUCCCGGCGUGAGUCGUGAGGCGCCGUCCACUACACCCACACCUGUGGACAGCGGGAGAAUGUCUGCCACACCCGACAAACUCAUGCAACAGUCGCCGCAAACAACACCGGUUUCGCAGCCUUCACAGCAGUCAUCGCAACAGCAAAGCGUCUAUCGCUGUGACAAAUGCAGUCUCGUAUUCAAUCGACACGACUUAUGGCGCGAACACCAAUUGGUGCACUUCAUGAACCCAAACCUCUUCCCCUCUUACCCGCCGUCUUCUCCGUUCGGUAUUUUGCAAUACGAGGCACAACAGAGCCCACAGACUAACGCCUCCACAUCUCCCAACUCUAACAACCCAUUGAACGCGUCGAUAGCACAACAAACACAACAGCAAACCAUUAAACGCAAACUCCCCGAAGACGAGGAUUCGCACGAUUACGACUCACUCAGUGGUAUCGGCACUUCCGGUGAACAGCCCCGCGAUAAGAGACUUCGCACCACAAUAUUGCCCGAACAGCUCGACUAUCUCUACCAGAAAUAUCAAAUCGAGUCAAACCCGAGCAGAAAAAUGCUCGAAAGCAUUGCCAAAGAGGUGGGCCUUAAGAAGCGUGUCGUUCAGGUCUGGUUCCAGAAUACGAGAGCCCGCGAAAGAAAAGGUCAGUUCCGCGCACAUCAACAGGUCAUCCAUAAGCGGUGCCCUUUCUGUCGGGCACUCUUUAAAGCGCGAUCUGCUCUGGAAUCUCAUUUAGCGACCCGUCAUGCGGACCAAUACACCAAAGGCGACAUCAAUAUCGACGCCCUCCCCGACGGCGACCCAGACAUUAACGACACGUCCUCUCCUCCCAUCAACAAUGACGACCUCAUGAGGAGCGCCAACGCCAGUGGUCUCACCGCCGAAGCAUUGCAGUCAACAAUGAAGAAGUAUUACGAGGACUCACUCAAGAAGUAUUUGGAAGAACUCAAUAUUCCGGGUAAAGACGGCCAACAAAGCAAUAUUCCCUCAGAUCUGAGUCUCAAAAUGAAGGCUGCAUUCGAGGCCAGCGGACUCACGACCGGCGAGAGCGCACCCCUCGACCUCUCAAAGCCCGUCGAUUUGUCACAACCGUUAAGAUUCUCGGCCAACGAUGACGAGGGUUUCGACGACACCCGAUCUGACGGCGAAGACUCCGACUCUUCCGACGAUUUGGAGUUCGAUUACUAUUUCUCAUACGGAGAGUCAAACCCGGCGUCUCCGGCGCCCGGAUCUACGACAUCGUCGACGGCGUCGGCGUUGAAUCGACUCAUGAAUUCGGGUCCCAAUACUCCCUCGAACUCCAGUAAACGCUUUCGGACACAAAUGACAACAGUUAUGCUCAAAGUUAUGAAAUCCAUUUUUGCCGACUAUAAGACACCUUCAAUGGCUGAGUGCGAGUGUUUGGGCCGAGAGGUAGGGCUACCGAAGCGUGUCGUUCAGGUCUGGUUUCAAAACGCCAGAGCGAAGGAGAAGAAGGCGAGGUUGCAGUUCGCUAAGACUUUUGGCCACGAAUUCGAGACAAACACUAAACCCAUAGAAGAGUGCAAAAUAUGUUGCAUUAAAUACAAUCUGAAGUUCUCGUCGACUUCAAUGCAGGACCACUUGUUCUCUAAUAAACACAUCCAGAAUCUGAAACAACACAUCGAUUCGGCGAAGAAGAUGUUUGAGGGUCAGGACGACAACAGUUCCGACUUCCCGAUCGCCUCCGGUCUCGUACAGCCUGUGAUUCCCACGAACAACAACACCAAUAGCGGCGCAAACGCCACCUCCGAUGCGGUCGAAAACCGGUCCAAAUCGGCCACAAAUCUCAUGCAACAGUUGCAGCUCAUGGGUCUGUCGGCGGCACUUCCCGCCGGACUAACACUGCCGGACGUGACGGUCAACGGCGGAAACGCUAAGAACUUUAACGAACAAAUAAAGAGUGAAAAGAGCGCACCGACGGCUUCGGCACCCAAUCUGAACAGUAAGGACAGUAACUCGAGUUCCAGCAGUGGUGGCAGCGGAGGACUGGCCAACGCGGACGCGGCGAACGACAACUCAGGUCUAUUCAAUUACAUGUAUCCGUCGGGUCUGCAGAACUAUUACGCGGCGGCGGGCGCUGCGGCCGCUUUCAUGCACCCAUCCAUGUAUGGCACGGCUGCCAACACA
Molecule: messenger RNA, 10227 nt
Organism: Medioppia subpectinata
Lineage: Eukaryota; Metazoa; Arthropoda; Arachnida; Sarcoptiformes; Oppiidae
Source: the annotation of a GenBank genome assembly